UUUUUUUAAGUCAAGAAGUACAAAGGUUAAAACAAAGUGAAAUACUAUUACAACACAUAACUUCUAAUGGCGAAAAAGGAAUAAUACAAGAUCUCAACACACCUAGUUUACAAAGGAAAAAUAAAGGCCCUAAAGAUGAAAAUCACAAGCAUCUUAAUCUUGCUUUGGGAACUCUCACUAUUAGCAACAGGCCUAAGCUGUACUUUUAAAAUAGAUGGCAGUCAAAACUUCACCGCAAAGAACUAUACUUCAGUUCCACAAAAUAUAAAUAAAAAUGUUACUCUACUUGAUCUCAGUUAUAACCAGAUCACUCUGAACAGUACAGACAUAAGUAUUCUUCAAGCAUACGUUUUACUAACUGAACUUAAUCUGAACAACAACAAAAUUGUCUCCCUACGUAAUAAAAGUUUUGGUAGUCUUUCCAAUCUGGAAAUUUUAAGUAUUAGCAGCAACUCCAUCAUUACAAUUGAACAGAAUGCCUUUGUAGGAUUAGGUAAAUUAAAACAACUGUGUCUCUUUCAAAACAAAAUCUCUCAAAUGAAUCCUUAUACCUUUGUACCCCUAAAAAGUCUGAUUGCUUUGAAUUUGCAAGAUAAUAUGAUAAAUUACUUUGAUGUUCCAAGACAAUUUCAACUGAAAAAAAUAAAUCUACAUGGAAAUCCAUGGAACUGCUCUUGUGGUCUACAUAAUUUACAGAACUGGUUGAAUACCUCAAAAGUAAUGCUAGAAAAUGAAAAUAUCACAAUGUGUAGCUCUCCAGAUGCCCUAAAGAACUACAGCAUCAAAGUAGCAUCUUACAACAGAUGUCAUUCAAAAUCACCCUUAACUCAAUUUUCUAAUAUUAAUUUCAAGUCUUCUGCUAAUCCAACAUUUUUUCUUUAUUUUAAUGAUACUUCAGACAAUAAAACAAAAAAUGCAGAAGCUGAGUCUUCGGGUAAAAGCUGGGCCCUCCUUGUCGGUGUUGUAGUUGUGGUCACGGUAACUUCAAUGCUGAUUUUUAUUGCUAUCAGAUGCCCAACAUGGUAUAACUUUUUUUUUAGCUACAAUCAUCGUCGGCUAGAUGAACAAGACACUGAUAAAUUUGAAGGAGAUUUUACUGUCUACCCCAAUUCUCUCCCACAAACACCAGAUACAAACCCAGAUGAUAGUAUAGUGAUAUUUGAUCAAUUAAGUUCAUUCAUGGUGGAUGAAGAUGGAUUUAUUGAAGACAAAUAUAUAGAUACUCAAGAAAUGCGAGAAGAAAAUUAAUUUUCUUCAAAAUUUGAUACUUCGUGAAUGGACUGACAUCUUUUUUAGUUUAAUAAGCAGAGAUUUUAUUGUGCAUCAAAUAUCAAACCACAGCUAAAUCUUCGAUAUUUGUUACAAUACACACACAUACUCCCAUCCCUCACAAAUACUUAAUGGCCAUUAUGCAAUGUUUAAAACAAAGUUUUUAAGAAGCAGACAAACCCAGUAAUAAA
This is a messenger RNA of Gracilinanus agilis (Agile Gracile Mouse Opossum), 1460 nucleotides long. It is a transcript of the gene LRRC19, whose product is annotated as leucine rich repeat containing 19. NCBI's taxonomy places the organism in Eukaryota, Metazoa, Chordata, Mammalia, Didelphimorphia, Didelphidae. Gene Ontology annotation, cellular component: plasma membrane. The record is from RefSeq and is a predicted model, not a curated record. Gene Ontology annotation, biological process: interleukin-8 production; positive regulation of non-canonical NF-kappaB signal transduction. The transcript has 5 exons. Bases 136 to 1248 code for a protein of 370 amino acids. Gene Ontology annotation, molecular function: signaling receptor activity; protein binding.